Messenger RNA from Mandrillus leucophaeus (drill), 3293 nucleotides. RefSeq names its product zinc finger protein 189 (gene ZNF189). The record is from RefSeq and is a predicted model, not a curated record. The transcript has 4 exons. Gene Ontology annotation, biological process: regulation of transcription by RNA polymerase II. The coding region runs from base 525 to 2279 and encodes 584 amino acids. NCBI's taxonomy places the organism in Eukaryota, Metazoa, Chordata, Mammalia, Primates, Cercopithecidae. Gene Ontology annotation, molecular function: RNA polymerase II cis-regulatory region sequence-specific DNA binding; DNA-binding transcription factor activity, RNA polymerase II-specific.
CAUAGCGCUAGUUGGGUGAAAGGAGGAGGAACUGGCAGCGGGGAGGAGGCUCUAGCAAGGCCUGAAAGGCUGCGUAACCAGGCAGGAGUAGGGGUUGGGGUUCGGGGUUGGGGGACAGCCAGGGAUCGCGGUCUGAUACGCUGUUGGGGUCGUGACCGCCUGGGGGCCGAGGCAGGCACUGGUCAGACCCAGCCAGGGAUCCUUGUCUUCGUCGAGCCUAAUUUCCAGCAGCCGGGUAGGCCUCACCAGAGGCUCCUUUCCGUGAGGCCGCCCCCAAUUCCUGCCCCUAUUCUCUGCCUGGGAGAUGGCUUCCCCGAGCCCCCCGCCGGAGUCAAAGAGAGACUUGAUAAAUCGGCCAGAGAAAAUAAAUAAUGCUCCAGACUAGCUCUCUCAUUUGUGAGUUCUUCAGGUGAAGCACCAUUUUUGACCUUCCCUUGUGUCUUCUGUUCCUGGCACAGUGCCUGGACCCCAAGGAGGAGUGGGAUUAUCUGGACCCAGCUCAGAGAAGCCUGUAUAAAGAUGUCAUGAUGGAGAAUUAUGGAAACCUGGUCUCACUGGAUGUUUUGAACAGAGAUAAGGAUGAGGAGCCAACCGUAAAACAAGAAAUUGAAGAAAUUGAGGAAGAAGUGGAACCACAGGGUGUAAUAGUUACAAGAAUUAAAAGUGAAAUUGACCAGGAUCCUAUGAGUAGAGAAACCUUUGAACUUGUUGGUAGGUUAGAUAAACAAAGAGGAAUCUUCUUAUGGGAAAUACCAAGGGAAUCUUUGACCCCAGAACAGAGAAUGUUCAGAGAAAACACUAACAUUAUCCGUAAAAGACCAAACUCAGAAGAGAAAUGCCAUAAAUGUGAAGAAUGUGGAAAGGGUUUUGUCCGCAAGGCCCAUUUCAUUCAACAUCAAAGGGUCCAUACUGGUGAGAAACCUUUUCAGUGCAAUGAAUGUGGGAAAAGUUUUAGCCGCAGUUCAUUUGUUAUUGAACAUCAGAGAAUUCACACUGGGGAAAGGCCCUAUGAGUGUAAUUACUGUGGAAAAACCUUUAGUGUGAGCUCAACCCUUAUUAGACAUCAGAGAAUCCACACUGGAGAAAGACCCUAUCAGUGUAAUCAGUGUAAACAGAGCUUCAGCCAGAGAAGGAGCCUUGUUAAACAUCAAAGGAUUCAUACAGGUGAGAAACCCCAUAAAUGUAGUGACUGUGGGAAAGCCUUCAGUUGGAAAUCACACCUUAUUGAGCAUCAAAGAACUCACACUGGUGAGAAACCUUAUCACUGUACCAAAUGUAAGAAGAGCUUUAGUCGAAAUUCAUUGCUUGUUGAGCAUCAAAGAAUUCACACUGGGGAAAGACCCCAUAAAUGUGGUGAAUGUGGGAAAGCCUUUCGAUUAAGCACAUACCUUAUACAACACCAAAAAAUUCACACUGGCGAGAAGCCUUUUCUUUGUAUUGAGUGUGGAAAAAGUUUCAGUCGGAGCUCAUUCCUUAUUGAACAUCAGAGGAUCCAUACUGGUGAAAGACCUUAUCAAUGCAAAGAGUGUGGGAAAAGUUUCAGUCAACUUUGCAACCUUACUCGUCAUCAGAGAAUCCACACAGGAGACAAGCCCCAUAAAUGUGAGGAAUGUGGGAAAGCCUUUAGUAGAAGCUCAGGUCUUAUUCAGCAUCAGAGAAUUCACACCAGGGAGAAGACUUAUCCAUACAAUGAAACUAAGGAAAGUUUUGAUCCAAAUUGCAGUCUUGUUAUACAGCAGGAAGUCUACCCUAAGGAGAAAUCUUAUAAAUGUGAUGAAUGUGGGAAAACUUUUAGUGUUAGUGCUCAUCUUGUACAACAUCAAAGAAUCCACACUGGUGAAAAGCCCUAUCUAUGUACUGUCUGUGGGAAAAGCUUCAGCCGUAGCUCAUUUCUUAUUGAACAUCAGAGAAUCCACACUGGUGAGAGACCCUAUCUGUGCAGACAGUGUGGAAAAAGCUUUAGUCAACUUUGUAAUCUUAUUCGACAUCAGGGUGUUCACACAGGUAAUAAACCCCAUAAAUGUGAUGAAUGUGGAAAGGCCUUUAGCCGGAACUCGGGUCUUAUUCAGCAUCAGAGAAUACACACAGGAGAGAAACCUUAUAAGUGUGAGAAGUGCGACAAAAGUUUCAGUCAACAGCGCAGUCUUGUCAACCAUCAGAAGAUGCAUGCAGAGGUGAAAACCCAAGAAACCCAUGAAUGUGAUGCUUGUGGUGAAGCCUUUAAUUGCCGCAUUUCUCUUAUUCAGCAUCAGAAAUUGCACACAGCAUGGAUGCAAUAAAUGUAGAGCGAUACAUAAGCUCAAUUUGAUUUGAGACUAGUUACCCAAGUGCAGUUUUAGUAUGGCUCAACGUGGGUCAAAUUUGGUGAUAAAGCAAAUUCUCCUUGGCCUCAGACAAAUGGUUUCUAAAGAUUCUGUGAAUAGUGGACCACUGCCCAUGAGCAUCUGACUUCCCUUACUCUUUGUUUGAUGAUGAUAAAGACUUAGUAAUUUAUCUAAGUAUCUUUAAUAAAUCUUUCAGCAGAGAGAUUAAACCUAGGUUCAGAGCAUGGGCGCUCUGAGGGACAAAGUAGGAUUGCUAUAAGGGAGCUGGAGCAGCUGAUAUUGGAAAACUGAGAAGAAUGAUUCAAAGAGUCUUCUGUCACCAUCUCAUAUUGUGGUUCUUUCAGUUCCAUGAUAUGUUUGGCUCUGCAUGCCAAAGUCCAGUGAUUAAGCACAUAUAAGUUGUCAAGGAAACAAAGCCCAAAUGUUUUUGAAAUCAAUAUACAGUUUUUGUCCUUGUUUAAGUAAGCCAGAUGUUUGGCAUGUGAGUUAAAGGCAGUUCCAAUGCCUGAUGGUUCCCAGAUCUAUGAGAUGAGUGGACCAUUAACCUUACAUGUAAAGAUUAUGUUAGUAAUUAAGAAACCUAACAAAGGUGUUACCAAGGAACCUUUGGGAGUGCCUUUUUUGUUUCUCAAGAUGGACCCAAAAAAGUGGAGGAAAAUACUGUUCUUUUGUGCCCUCCUACCUGUGAAAGAUAUUUGUAGUCCUAUGUGAAUGAGCUUAUUCCUCCACAACCAGGUGCAUAUAAAAGUGUACAUAUUUUGAUUGCCAAGAAUUGGAAAUGAAAAGACCUGGAGUCUAUGCUAGGAAGCUGAGAUAUUUUGGUAUUGCAUUGGUUUUUAUGAUAACUAGGUUUUGCAUGCAAUUAAAAAUCCUUAUUUCUUGUUCUAGGGCUUCCCUUAGUUAAUGGUUAUUAUAAAACUAUUACUUCAUCUGUUUUAACCAUUAAAACCUGUUUUGUUUUUUGCUUUG